AUGGAAGUGCAAGCUGCUGUUGAAAUGGUAUCCAGAGAAGUUACUACUGUACCAAAGAGUCCACCAGAAAGACGGACUGUAGCUGUUCCCCUGUCCCCGUCAACCUCAAGUGAUGAACAGAAACGCAAAGGUGAAGUAUCAGUCCAGGUCGUUGCCAAUAAAACCAAAAAAGCAAUGUUAACCUACAAACAUGCCCAAGCAUCUGUUGAAAGUGAAGAUCUAUCAGUUCAAGUGAUGUCAACUUCAGAAGAACAAGCAGUUUUCAGAAACGCGACUUAUGGCAGUUACUGUUUCUAUAGGCAAAGCGAAUUAGAAGAGAAAUUAAUAAAUAAUAACCUUGAGAAUGAGUUAGAGUCAACUAAAAAUAUCUCGGAUGUACCCAAAAAUAAUCCAGAAAUAAGCGAUCUAAGGCGAAAAAUUUUGAAAAGAAUGAGCUGUAAGUUACAAUCAUUGACGAAGAAUUUAGGAAAUCUUAGUGAUAGAAAAAUGGCGACAACUGGACUUGGAAAGACGUUACAAUUUACACCCGUUUGGGUCCCGUGGGGUGAAAUUCAAUUUUACACAGAUGUUUCUACAGAUAUAAUUAAAAAUAAUACGCAACAAUUAAACACAUUUACUAAAGUUUACAGAACUUCAGUACAAUCAUUUCUCAUUAAAUCUCAACUUCAACAGUUAAAUAUCAUUAUUAAGGACUGGAUAAAAAGUUUACCUAUCACAACAAACAAUUCAUCAAAAUGUGUAAGCGAUGCAAAAGUAAUAGAUAUGAAAAGAAUUCAAAGAAUAAUUUUCCAAAAGUUAAAACAUGGUACGCCUCAUGAGAUGCAAGCUGAGUUAUUCAACUUAAUUUCAAACAUACCAAUGAACAUUCAGGAUUCGCUUAAAAUAAGUUAUUUAAAUCAAGUUAUUACAUCCUUCAUGAAAAAGAUACGACAGAUGACAUUUCCGAAUUAUAUAGGAAGAAGGAAUUAUAAUAUUUAUAAUAUAGAAAAUAAAACUAAUUAUAAUGUGUUCAAGCAACAUAAUCAGAUCACAAAACACGGAUUAGUAAAAAUAACAGCAGAUCAUCUUAAUACUUAUUUCAGUAAUAAUAAUUUACUUUUGGAUGAUCAAGGUGCAAAAUAUUUUCAGACAGAACUUAUCGAUAUACUUUUACAGUCGAUGCAGGAAAUCUGUGAUGAUAAUGUUAUGGAUGUCAUUGAGGAGAUUGUUUUAUUGUUCGGAGAAACUAGUAGAGCAACCGAUAAUGAAGCAAGGAUUUUUGCAAAUCAAUUAUUGGCUAAAAUUAAAAAGGUCAUUAACAAUAGCAUAUUAAACAGAACUUUUAAAGAUUCUUCAAUAAAUACACAUUCUAAAAAUUACAUAAUUCUCCAAAAUACAUCUUGGAAUAAAUUGCAUCAUAAUAUAUCUAAUUCGGAUAUUAGUGAUCAUCAAAAAUCCUUAGGUAAUAAAGGUAAUGUAGAUUCUACUGAUACGUAUUUGAAUCAAUUGACCCAACAAAUUGAGGAAUGGCUACAGAAUUCUCAAUUAAAUAUACCUGCUAAUGAUACACGUUUAAGGCAAAUUGUCAUACAUGAUUUAGCAGGUGACAUUAUUGAUCGCUAUAAAUAUCUAUGUUUGAAUGUUUCGAAACGUGGAAGUGAUGAAGAUGAAAUAGAAAAUUUGAAAUAUCAAAUAUUUAAAUGGAUAAAUAAACUUGCUGGAGAAGACAACAUGGAGACUUUAAAUCAUGCUCCCGAAUUAAUGAGAAGAAUUCAAAGUAUACCUGUACCAAAGGCAUUACAGACUAAUGAUAGUUUUAAAAACGAAAGUUUAUCAAAUGGGUGUAUGAUGAAAGAUUGCUCUCAGUCAGCAAACUUUCAAAGAUACUCUUUUACGAGAAGUGAGAUGAGACCGUCGAAAGGAUUUAUAUCUAAUACAAAAAUAAACAGUUCAAAUAUUUCUAACAGCUUCAACAAACGAAUGUCUAAAUGUCAACAAUCGCCUUCAGGUCCUUCAAUCAAUAAUGGCCGUUCGAUGAGACAACUCAAUGACGAAUAUGAUGAUUUUUUAAAAAACUGGGUUAAGGAUUUACCUAUACCAUCUGAAUCUUCAGAAGAGCAAGAAAUUGCAGAAAAAGCAAGGCAAGGUAUUUAUAACGGUGUUUGGAAAACCUUGGUCAAACUGAAAUUGGAUCCGGAUAUAUUUCAUAAUGUUUUCUACUAUGAAGAUGCUUUAGAUGAUGAAUUGGAAGAAUUGCUUAAAUGCCUACCAGACACACCAGAAAUUAAGGCAAAAAAGCAUUUACUCAAAGUAAAUUUAAUAGAGAAGACUACAAAUACUAAUGAGAAAAUAAAAAGCUCAUUUGCACCUGAAUCUUAUAAGCAGCAACUUGUUGAGAAUGUAGCGCGCGAUCUUCCAUUAAAAAAUCGAACGGGUACCAGUGUUAACAACAACAACCAAAUUUCCGAAGUAUUACAAAUACACAAGAUAGUUGAUGACUAUAUACUGUGUGUGAAUUAUAAGGAAACUGAUCAUUCAAAAGCAGAAGUAUAUAGAAAUAAAUUGAUAAAAGAAGCUUAUAUACUUAUAGAAAAUAUGAAAAAGACAUAUGGACAAGAUUUAAAAGAUAUUGAUACAAAUUUAUACGUAAAUAAUGUCUUAAAUGCAUUACAAAAAGUGCCUAUGCCUCAAGAUGUUAUUGAAAAAGAAGCUAAUGAAAUACAGGUAAGUCAAGAAGUGGACCAUUGGUUUACAGAUUUGCAAGUUGUUUGUAGGAAUGACCACACGAAUAAACGAGAUAAAAAUAAAAUUAAACAGGCCCUAGUAAAAAAAGUACUGGAAUUACAAAAAGAUGUGAAUAUAUUUGACUGUUCUGGAAAAGAAAUCAUAAAGAAUGAAAUUUCAUUAUUUUUAGAAAAAAUGCCUAUGGAGGAAACAAAUAUAAAUUUAGAUUUCAUUGCCGAAGAAUUAACUACCAGACUCAAAAACAAAGCCAAAGAUUUAGAGACAAGCAAUAAAAGAAAAUCUGUAGCUUUUUUAGAUUCAGUGGGAUUUUAUGAGUUCAGUUUACAAAUGCCUGCUUGUUCCAGCUUUUCUGAAAUGCCUCUUCGCCCUGCUUUGUUCGAUCAAUCAAGUUAUGAUAUCAAAGACGGCAGUAAGGUAAUAUUACCAUCACCUCGUAAUUUUUCGUACGGAUACAACAGGCCUCCUUACGAAAUACCAUCUAAUGAAUUUUUUACACUUGAAGACAGUCAAGCAUCUAAACCAGUAUUAAAUCAACCUGCAGUAGACAAUAAAAACUUCCAAGUGGAAGAUUACCCAAAUAUAAUGCAUCCAAAGCCUAAUCCUUGGAGUAAACAGUCACAACAGUCCGCUUAUGAGGAUGGCAUAAGAAAAUCUCCGGAUCAUGUAAUAGCACAAGGACUUCCCGCUAAUCAAAGUAUUGUACGAGAUCACAUAACGAGCAUGUCAAAAAUAAAUCAAUCACUUAACCAAGUUUCUUCCAGUGUCGAAAAUCAGGAGCCCAUGAAAAAAACUUGUUGUAUACGAAAUAAUCAACAAGUAAUAAUGAAAUCCCCUCUAAUAGCAUCACAAGAAUUUCCCGAAAAUGAAAAUGGAAUAAAUAAUGUACCUCAAAUGAUGUUGCGUCCUGAAAAUAAUAUAUCUGUCCAACAAAGUAAUAUAAUCAAUACAUCUUCUUCGGUUAGUCCAUAUGGGCAAGGAUUUGAAGGAACCAAUAGGGUAGUUGGUAUACCUCAAAUGCGUAUUAAUUCAUUAACACCAGUUUCUUCGCAACCCCAAUCAAAUAUAAAUCAACGUAUUCCAAUUAUUGUAGAAACACCAAGUAGAUUAGGCUUUCAUCAACAGCCAGAGCAAUCUGCACAUCAUGAAGUUUUUAAUUCAACUGGGAAUAGAAACCUACAAGGCAGCAGUACAACUUAUGGCCAGCCUCAAGGAUUUUCCACACCUCAAAAUCAAAUUCCACUUCAAGAAUACCCAUUGAGGCCUGAUAAAAAAAAUAGCCGUCGUCAACAAAUAUCUCUGGGGAAUAUUGCACAAAGACGCCUAGACCUGCAUGAUGAGAGUAGUAAUGCAUUAGAUGGCGAUGAAUCUUGUCCUUGUUUUAAAAGAGUUAAGAUAAAUGGUUACGAAGAUUCAAUUGAAAUAGAAUUUUGUUCAAGGAUAUUAAAUUCUGUUCAGACUUCUUUUAGUUCAAUUAAUUUGAAACCUAAAAAAAGUUCCUGUUUCAAUAAUAGGAAAAUCAAAUCACAAGAUGACAUCCGUGUAAGAAAAGAAGUUUCUAAUGAAUUAAUUGAAUGGAUGAGGAAUGUUUACAGUGAUGAAGUUUCUUCAAAGUUUUGGAAUGAUAGAAUGAAGAGAUUACUUCAGAAACUAGCAAAACCAGGAGGUGAAGAAAAAAUUAGAGAAAAAAUUCAGAGAUACUUAAAACAAAAAUCAAAUUUAUUCUCCAAAUAUGAUGAAGAAAAAAUGGCACAAUUAUCUGAGAAUAUCAUAAAUAAACUUAAAAAACUGUGUCUAAGAAGUGAAAGGAUAAAGAAUGGUAUAAGAAUAUACAGAAUCGAAAUCCAAAAGUCAGAUAAAAAUAAGCAUUAUUUGAAAAGGGUCGUAGAUAAAUGGUUAAAUAAUAUACCUAUUGGGAAAAAGGAUUUUCUGAAUAGGUCAAUCGAACGAGAUGAUAUUUUAAAUUUUAUGGUAAGCCACUUAGAACCUUUCUUAGAUAAUAUUCAUUAUGAUACAGAUAAUAACAGAUCAGUCUUUAAGAAUAUGGUCAAAGAUUUACUAGAUGAAGUCCCAAUACAGAGAAAUAAUUCUAUAGACGAAUUCGCUUCUUCUCUGGUAGAUUACAUAUUUGGAAUUAAUAGUACUUCCAAAUGUACUCAGUUUGUGGAUAGCGAAUACGAUACAACGGAGAAAUUAAAACCAUUAAAAUAUUUAAUCUCAAGACACUUGUCGCAUAUUUUACAAAAGAUAAAUGUAGCUAUAGACCUUAAGAAUUUUCUUUUACUCGAAGAAAAACUUAUUAAGAUUUUAACAGAUACCGACUUAACUCAUGAUACAAUUCCAAACAUUCAAAAAAAUAUACAUUAUUAUGCGAUUCAUGUUGGUGGACUAAAUGAUAAUCAAGCCAAACACCUUAGUAAUAAAUUAAUUAAGUACUUUGUAAAUGACUUAUGUGGCUGUAAAUAUAAAAAUAAUCCUGACGACGAUAUAAUUCCGCAGGUAAAUAUCCCAUAUCCGGAAACGUACUAUGUAUUUCAUAAUAAACUCAAAGGAAUGGUAAAUAUAGAAAAAAAUACGAAUAAAGAUAAUAACAAUAAUAACUUUAAACAACAAAUAAUGCAACAGGUAGAGAUUUGGUUCAAAGAAUCCUUUUCAGAAGUAAUGUUUCCUGAUAAAAGAUUACAUAAUCUAGUUAUAAAUAAUUUAGCGGAAGAUAUUUUAGAUAGAUAUAAAUAUCUAGAAAUGAAUCCUAGUAGUUCCCAUGAAAACGAGGUGCAGUAUCUCAAAUAUCAAAUUUUCAAAUGGAUGAAUAAAGUUGCAGUAGAAGUUAAUGAAGAAAUUAUUGAUCGUGCAUCUGAACUCAUGAAACGUUUGCAGAAUAUUAAAGUUUCAAGAAUACUACAAACCGAAAGUAAAAAUAAACUUGAUUUACAAUGGUUACUUCAUCGAAGUGAAUUGGAGAGACCUAAGAUAAUACAUCAAGACUAUGGCUUAUUUAAUAUAGAUCCUAAGCAAGAAAGAAAACAAGUUCGUUUUUAUGAAGAUAUAAUCGAUGAUUGGUUGGAUAUAUGCUUGUUUGACGAAAAGAAGGAGUUGUUUUAUAUUCAAGAACGAAAUGAAUUUAUUCAUGAUUUGGCAGUAAAAUUGUCAAAUAUGCAAAAUAAAUCGACCGACUUAUUAAAAGAAGAUUUGAUAAUUCAAAUGAAGAAAAUUGUUUCUGACUGGGCAACAAAAAUACAUUCUUAUUUUAAUCAAGAAGCAAAUUUUACCGACCAAAGUAUAUCAAAGUUAGUACAUGCCGUUCUGAGCUGGAAAACAAAUCUUGAAAAUACACAAAAUCAUACAAAUUUUAAUCAUAUAGGAAUCAUUUUGCAAAAUUGGUUGAGUACGUUACCUUUGUACGAAAAUGCAAAUGAAGUUGAGAAAACAAAAUUAAUGGAAUUAAUAAAUAAUUUAAUUUUUCAUUUGACUCAUUUAAAUAUUGAAUCGUGUUCUGAGAUACAUAAUUUUUUUAGUACAAUUUCACAUCAACAUAAAAAAUAUAAUAUAAUUCAAGAAAAUGCCAAUAAUUUUCAAACAUAUAUAAAAGAACUUGAUUUGUACAACACUAGUUUGAAUAAUGGCAAAUUCAUAAAUCAGAAAAGAUCAUCAGAAUUAGAAAAUAAAGAAAAUGAAAAAAAUAUGGUUACACCUCAUGUAACCGUUUAUGGGUUUACUUUACAAAAUAGUUCUAAUGAAAAAGUAGAUAAGUUACAAAAUGACCAAAAUGAAAGUAUCAAGCCUAUAACGGAGGCAGAUAUAUUGGCAAAUCAAGAGCGGUAUUCGAAACGAUUAGUAAAAGAAAUAGACGAGUGGUUGAAUAAUUUAAAAAUACCACAAAUACACGACAGAGGAUUUCGAGAAGUUGUCGUAAAUGAUUUAGCAGGUGAUAUUGUGGACAGAUUAAAAUAUUUGGAGCUGAAUCCUUCAUGUAAGGGGACAGAAAAUAGUGAACUAGAUCAGUUGCGCUAUCAAAUAUUUAAAUGGGUAAAUAAACUUGUGGGUGAGGAGCAUAAAGAAACUUUAGAACAUGCGUCUGAAUUAAUGGAUAGAAUUCGUAGUAUACCGGUCCCCAUGUUCACACAGUUUGAUGGAAAGAAUAAAAAUUCACAACCCCAAUUCCCAAAUAAUCAACCUCAUGACGAAAAUACUUCUAGUUCAAAGAAUCAUCCUUGUGUCAAAGAUAAUAUAAAUACAAUGAAUUUAAGUCACAAUGGAAAUAUUAAUUCCCUUGGUAUUGUCGGUUCAAAAGAAACAGGUAGUAAUCUGAAAGAGUCUCAUAGAAUAGCACAAAGUGAAAAUUUUGAUGAAUUAGGGGCUUUAGGAAUGUCGGCCAUUUCAGUAGAAGGUGAUCAAUGUAAUACUUUAGUAGGAGAAUUAAGAGAUCUGCCGCAGGGAUUGUCUUUACAAGAAUUAUAUGGACAUUUUGAUAAUAUAUUUAAAAGCAAAAUAGAUGAACUACCGUUUGAAACACCUACAACUGAACAAGAACAAUUGGCUAAUUUAGCUAGAUAUGGUAUAUACAAUGGCAUUUGGAAGACUUUUUUUAGCUUGUCUGAAAAGCCUGAUAUAGCAAAUGACUACUGUCUUUUUGACUUACUAUUUGAGGAAAAGAUAGAUGACAUGUUAGAUUGUUUACCACAGACGUUGAAAUUACAGCGAAUCAGACAUGGUUGGAAAAGUGUGAUAUUAAAUAACUUAUUAUUAAUGUUGAAAUAUGUUCAUGCAAUUACGGAUAAGCCAAAUAUUCGAGAAAUUAUUUCGAAUAGAAUCAACCGUCAAAUGAUGAGAAGUAGGCUCAUUUCAAAUUCAGAGAAAGCACAGCAUUGUUUCGUCGCGAGAACUGCAGAAGCUUACAUACUUUCUUCAAGAUAUAAGGAUGAAGAUCCUAUACGUGCUAAUAUUUAUAGACAGCGAUUAAUGAAACGACUUGAAGAAUUAGCUGAAAAUGUGAAAUUACAAAAUAAAAUUGAAUUUUAUGAGAUAAAUCCAUCUCAAUUAUGUCAAUUAGCUUUUAAAAUAUUAGGUGAUGUACCGAUUCCAAACAAAGAAGAUCUGCAAGAAGAAGUUGAGGAAAUACAAUUGGGAGAGGAAAUAGAGGAAUGGUAUAAAGAUUUACCAGUUAAUCCGGUUGUAAAUGAAACCCAUGCGCAUUUACGAAAAAGGCUACGGGAAAUUCUUGCAAAACGACUUCGUGACUUAGAGAAAAAGAUUGAUGCAUUAGGAGACCCAUCUUUAGAGUUAGAAAGAGAUUUAAAGCAUGAGAUAUCCAAGUAUUUAGAAAAAGAUGCGGACUUGAAACAAGUUAAUGACUUAAAUAUAAAUUUUAUGGUAGAUGAACUUACGAAAAGAAUUAAAAACAGACAUGAAAAUAAUAGAUUGCGAUACGAAGUAUUUGAGAAAGAAAUGCCAGCUAGCUCGACAUUCGUGCGACCUGAUCUAGGAGAGAUAAUGGCACCGCUUGUUGAUAUACAACAAAAUCCCAACCUUCAAACUGAAUUGGAUCAUUUUCAAAAUCCGCGUGAGCAUAUUAAACCAAGGAAGCGUGCAUACAGUCUUCCUAACAAUGAUGUAAAAAGAGUCGGUCCUAAAAAUCAAAGGCUUAGUUAUACCACAUCCGAAUAUCAACCUAACCACCAAUUCAACUUAGGAGAUAGUACAAGUGAUCCAUGGCCAGUUUCUUUUCCGGAAUGUACCACUAAAAGAGAACGUUCUCCGAGUCACGAGUUUGGUUUUGCGAUAAGAAACAUGGAUCCAAGCGAUCAGAGGAUUUUGUCAGAUAAUAUUUUACAAGACAAUCCACAACAUAUCGCGGCUGAUCAAGUUCAUUUUUUAAGACCAGGAAAUUUCAUUCAGGAGCAGCCGACCUACAGUAGAGUAGGUAUAACAACUUCACCACCUGCAGGUAUUUCACCUUCGACUGCAAGAAUAAAUAUAGGCUCAUCAGGCACUCAAGUUCGAUUGGAUGGGGAAAUGCAAAAUAAAAGGGGUAAAAUUAAAUAUAAGUGCCAUUGUAUGGACCGAUUACCUAGGCGUAGGGUACGCGCUUGUGAUGAUUUAUUAGACUACCCCUGUUGUCCACUUAUACCAGUUCCUAGAUGUUUAUAUUGACUAUACCUAUUCAUAUUUUUAUUAUUUAUUUUAAAAAUGGGCAAUCUUUAUUGUUUAUUCGUCAUUUGUUUUUUCAUAUAUUUUGUAAUACCGAUUGUAGUAAAAUUUUAUGUGAUUGUCGAGUCCUUUAUUAUUGACAGUUUAGCAAUAUCUCAAUAAAUUGAAAUAAAAGUUUUAAAAUAGUUGUUGUAAUUUUAUUGUGCGAGGGUUAAACUGAAAGUUAACAACUUUAAGAAAAUUAGAAAUUGAGCAAGUAGCAAAUCAUUAACAAAAUAGGGUUUUCUUUUGAAUAAUUUGCUACAUCAUUACUA
Diatraea saccharalis (sugarcane borer) is the source of this 9182-nucleotide messenger RNA. NCBI's taxonomy places the organism in Eukaryota, Metazoa, Arthropoda, Insecta, Lepidoptera, Crambidae. The record is from the annotation of a GenBank genome assembly.